CUCUCCUGGGAGGAAAUCAGCUCAAAUCCAUCCUCCUUUGACUUGGGUUGAUGUUUCAUCUGCAAGGUGUAUUAACCUGACUGAAAAGCCAAAUGGAGUCUCUUCUGGUGUAUCUGAUAGUCCUCGGCAUGGCUGUGAAGGCCCACAAAGUUCAAAUCUGUCCCAAACGCUGCGUCUGCCAGAUGCUUAACCCUAACUUGGCAACUUUGUGCGACAAAAAGGGGCUGCUGUUUGUGCCUCCGAACAUCGACAGGCACACGGUGGAGAUGCGUGUGGGGGAUAAUUUUGUAACCAACAUAAAACGCAAAGACUUUGCUAACAUGACCAAGCUAGUUGACCUGACUCUCUCUCGGAACACCAUCGGCUCCAUCGCGCCUCAUGCCUUCAAAGACCUCGAAAACCUACGAGCCCUUCACCUCGACAGCAACCGGCUAACCCGAAUCACCAACGACACCUUCAGUGGCAUGUCCAAGCUGCACCACCUCAUCCUUAACAACAACCAGCUCACCCAUAUCCAUAUUGGGGCCUUCAAUGACCUGACAGCCCUGGAAGAGCUGGAUUUAUCCUACAACAACUUGGAAAGUGCCCCAUGGGUGGCCAUCCAGAGGAUGUCCAAUCUCCACACCCUCAAUUUGGACCACAACAUGCUCAGCUACAUCCCAGAGGGCACUUUCUCUGGUCUGCAGAAGCUCAAGAGGCUGGACGUGACCUCCAACAAGCUCCAGAAGCUUCCUCCAGACCCUAUUUUCCAAAGAGCAGGGGUCCUGGCUACCUCGGGGAUAAUGGGGCCUUUGUCAUUUGCACUGAGCUUCGGAGGGAACCCUCUGAGGUGUAACUGUGAGCUGCUCUGGCUGAGGAGGUUGCGCAGGGAGGAUGAUCUGGAGACCUGUGCUUCCCCGCAGCACCUAGCUGGACGCUAUUUCUGGACUGUUUCAGAAGAAGAGUUCCUGUGUGAGCCUCCUCUCAUCACUAGGCACUCUCAGGAGCUGCGAGCUUUGGAGGGUCAGAGUGUGACUCUGCGUUGCAAGGCCAGGGGCGACCCUGACCCCAUCAUCCACUGGAUCGCCCCUGACGGACGCCUUAUGUCCAACUCGUCCAGGGCCGCGGUCCACACUGACGGCACAUUGGACAUCCUCAUCAGCACUGUCAAGGACUCAGGUUCCUUCACCUGCGUGGCCUCCAACCCAGCCGGCGAAGCCCAGCAGACGGUGGAUCUGGUCAUUGCUAAACUCCCUCAUAUCACCAACAACACAAUCGCAGAGCAGGAGCCUGACCCCGGAUCAUCAGAUAUCGCCACAGUGACCAAGACUGGGGCUGAGGCAGGAGGGGUGCCCCUGGGGAAUGCGAAGACGAGCCAGGAGAAGAAAGUAGUAAUUGCUGAGGCCACGUCCACGUCUGCUCUGGUCAAGUUUAACUUUCAGAGGAGUAUUCCAGGAAUCCGCAUGUUCCAGAUCCAAUACAACGGGAGCUAUGAUGAUUCGCUGGUGUACAGAAUGAUACCCCCGACCAGUAAGAACAUCCUCGUAAACAACCUGGCAGCUGGUACACAAUAUGAUCUGUGUGUUCUGGCCAUCUACGACGACCAGGUGACCUCGCUGACAGCCACCAGGGUGAUCGGUUGUGUCCACUUCACCACCGAGCCGCAGUACCUGAGGUGCCAUUUCAUGCAGUCCCAGUUUCUUGGCGGUACCAUUGUGGUUAUCAUUGGAGGGAUUAUUGUGGCCUCAGUGCUUGCUUUUAUCAUCUUCCUCAUUGUGCGCUACCGGGUGUGUAACCAAGGAGAUGUAGAUAAGGCUCUGGAGAUGGGGGAUAUUCGGUCACUGAGCAGUGAUGGACAGCUACAGGGAUGUGGGAUUCCUAAGUCUCUCUCCAAGCAAGUCCUGCGUCCAGAGAAGAAUGACAAGGAGUGCCUCAGAGUUGCGCUGCCGCCCCCGGAGCCGGCCAAGCAGCGACCACCAGUCGUGGUAGCCACCACCAAACCCUGUGUCCCUGACUGCACUGUGUCUACCUCUGCUGCCAGCCACAGCUGGCACCCGGCCUCCCCGGGGGCUCCGAGGCCCAAACGUUCCAGUGCUCCACCAAAACCCUCAGAGUCCCACCGAGCUGAUGCUCAGGCAGAUGUUGAGCUUGAAAACAUGAAUCGGAAUAACUCGUCAGAGGUAAAAAUAGCCACUGCCGUUGCACUGGCUGUACCAGGGCAGCCCACCAAAUGGACUGCUGUUCCAAGGGGUCCACGGCCCUACCACGCCCCUCGACAAUACAUGACAGUGCCUGCAGGGGGUGUCAGGGUUAACCGCAGGCACUCCCUUAAUGCAGACUCAUAUACGGAGCGCUGCUAUGUGGCCUACCCCAAAACUGGGGCCAGUCUGCGCUCCAAGCGGAGCCUGUCAAUGAGUGGAGAGCUGCCGCAGCUCAAGAGCACAACAAACAUUCACCGGGCCAGGGACAAGCUCUCCAGGUCUGAGUGGCUUUUGGAGAGCACUUUAUGA
Messenger RNA from Scomber scombrus (Atlantic mackerel), 2489 nucleotides. RefSeq names its product leucine rich repeat and fibronectin type III domain containing 5b (gene lrfn5b). Gene Ontology annotation, molecular function: protein binding. Bases 93 to 2489 code for a protein of 798 amino acids. The record is from RefSeq and is a predicted model, not a curated record. Lineage: Eukaryota; Metazoa; Chordata; Actinopteri; Scombriformes; Scombridae. The transcript has 6 exons.